Molecule: messenger RNA, 2310 nt
Organism: Cavenderia fasciculata
Lineage: Eukaryota; Evosea; Eumycetozoa; Acytosteliales; Cavenderiaceae
Gene: myoK
Product: myosin IK
Exons: 6
Coding region: 1-2310 (769 amino acids)
Biological process (GO): vesicle transport along actin filament; actin filament organization; endocytosis
Cellular component (GO): actin cytoskeleton; plasma membrane; microvillus
Molecular function (GO): actin filament binding; ATP binding; microfilament motor activity
Source: RefSeq, a predicted model, not a curated record
AUGAGUGGAAAUGGAGGUACCAAAUUGAGCAAGAUAUCGUUUCGUCCCCGUCCGAUUGAUGUGAAUAAGCCACUGCCGAUUAUUCGUACAGAGAUUGACGAUGACGACAGUCGAGCGGUGCCACUCAUGCCCACGGGUAUGGAGUCCAACGAAGAGUCAGAGUUGCAUUUGCAAGAGCUGCUCAGCGCCAGUACACAGAGAAAGGUGACGGACAGUCCGUUGCCCGAGAUUCCCAUUCCGGUGGUCAAGAUUGUCGACGGCUACGACGAUGCCGCCAAUCCACAUCCAUACGCGAUGGGGUCGACCUAUGUGCUGUACUCGCUGCGCAACGACGACGAGCUCGACCAGAUUGUCGAUCCGAAUCUACCGGCACUGUUGGGCAGAAUACGGAUUGGAAGAUAUGGAGGCACAUACAUAGACUAUAUACCACUUGAUCAUCAAACAAAAUUAGACUUUAUUAAACAAAAACAAAGAGAUCAACAACAAUUAUUAUUAAAACAAAAUCAACCAAUUGUUAAACCUCCUCCACUUUUAAAAUUAAAUAUAAAUUUAGAUAAUAUUAAUAAUAAUAAUAUAAAUAUAAAUAAUAAUAAUAAUAAUAAUAAUAAUAUAGUUAAUAUAAAUAAUAAUAAUAAUAAUUUAAUAAUACAAUCAAUAAUACCUCCAACAUCACCACCAUCAUCAUCAUCAUCAGAAGCAUCAUCAUCAACGACAACAACAAAUACUAACACUGAAAAUAAUAAUAAUAGUCAAAAUAGUUUAAUUAUUAAUAAUGAAAAUAGAGAUAGUCAAUCAUCAAUUUUAACAACGCCACCAAAUAAUACUAAUAAUGAUAAUAAUGAUGAUGAAGAUAUUGAUAUGGAUAAUAAUAAUAAUAGCGACAAAUAUUUUUCCAACAGCAACAAAACAAUAUUAGAUAAUACCACCAACACAAACACCACUACCACCAGCAAUAAUAAUAGUAAGAAAGAUCCGAAUCCUUCACAUUUUUCAAAAAUAACAGACUACUUUACAAAACACGAAAGUAGCUCGAAUGGUGAUCACAACAACCACCUUCAACAACAACAAGAAAAUACUAAUACCCAACACCAUGAUAGUAGCACCAAUCAUAGUAGUAAUAUAUAUUCUCCCUCUUCAGUUCGAUCAUCUAGUAAUGGAGGAAGUGUAAAUGGAAUUCCAUCCAGUAGCAGCAGCAGCAGUAAUAACCAUAAAAAAUUUAAAACAACCAAAAAUAGCAAUGGAACUUCGUCAUCACCUUCUUCUUCUUCUACCAAAAAAACCAAACAUUCAUUAACGACACCAAUCACCAAUCCAAUUGAACAGUACUUGAUAAAGAAGAUCCCUUCGACACCUUCAAUAUUAUUUUCAUCAGGUGUCGAUGAUCUUGUAUUGGUCAGUUCACCAUCAAACAGUGAACUUACCAGUCAGAUUGGCGCUAGAUUCGACAGAGAAAUGAUUUACACCAAUAUUGGUGAAGUAUUGGUUGCUGUCAAUCCAUACAAACAACUCCCAAUCACUGGUCCAGAGUUUAUCAAGAUGUACCAAAAUUCCAGUGGUGCUGAGCAAGCUCCACCCCAUAUUUUUGCUCUUGCUGAACGUGCCUACAGAAGAUUGGUAGAUGAUAAUGAAUCACAAUGUGUCAUUAUUUCAGGUGAAUCUGGUGCUGGAAAGACUGUAUCUGCUAAAUUGAUUCUUCAAUAUGUAACAGCUGUAUCUCCAAACAAUUCAUAUGGUGCGAUGAUGUCAAAUGCUAGUGGUGGUGGUGGUGGAGGAGGUAUUCCACAAUAUGAUGGUGGUAGUGAUGAUUAUGAUAAUGGUGGUGGUGGUAUGCCAGGUCGUGGUAGAGCCAUGCCAGGUAUGAUGUUACCAAGAGGUGGUGCUCCUCCUCUUCGUGGCGCUCCUCCUCCACGUGGUGGUGCCCCUCCUGGUCGUGGUGCUCCACCUCCACGUGGUGGUGCUCCUCCAGGUCGUGGUGCUCCACCCCCACGCGGUGGUCCUCCACCUCGUGUAGCUCCACCUCCAUCCUCUUCCUCUUCAUAUGGAGGAGGAGAUGAUAACGGUCCACAAAGAACUGUUAAUGCUCCACCUCGUCGUGGUGCUCCUCCUCCACGUGGAGGUGGUGGUCGCGGCGGUCCCCCUCCUCGUGUCCCACCCCCAUCCAGUCGCGGCGGAGGUGGCGGCGGUGGUGGUCGUACCACUGAUGUUGAACACAUUAAAAAGGUUAUCCUCGAAUCCAACCCAUUGAUGGAAGCUAUUGGUAAUGCCAAGACUGUCAGAAACGACAACAGCAGUCGUUUUGGAAAUGUUUGA